AAGCAAGUGGGAAGCCAGAGCCAGUCUGAAGUUCGCGGGUCUCUCUCGAUUCCACGAAACCAUGGAGACGGAUCUAUAACACCGACGCACAUUCGAGUACGGUGAAGUACCGGUUGUACAUACAUGACCUCAACAAUAACCCCUCGACCCGGAAUAUGUCUGUUUGAAAUACUUCCGGUCACUGUAGGGCCCGACGUGCGAAUGGAAUAAGUUUAUGAGAGGGAUCUUUUUAUUGUGGCUACCGCGGAUUACCAUGGCGGUGGAAGCGCUCUAGUCGAUAGCACAGUCAGCGGGGACCUACAAUUGAUUUUAGUUGAGUUCUCACGCCCGCCGUAACAGUGGCUGAGGGGCUGCCUGUACGUAGCAUGCUCGGCUUUUGAAGCGAGAGUGUUCACUCCGUGCUGUGUCUUCGUGCUGCUUGUAUCGGAUGGGAUUACUAUCGAGUGUAUUUGAGGGAGAAACAGUUGACAUCAGAUUAAGGUAGCUGGCGGACGAUGUGUACUGUGAAGCCAGACUGACACAGUGGGCGAGUAGCGGUGGGCGAGUAGCGGUGGGCGAAUAGCAGUGGGCGAGUAGCGGCGAAUCGAGCCGGUGCGAUGGAAGCGUGUAUACUGUUUGUGUUGGCGGCUGUGAUUGGUCAAUCGCUGUGCCAGUUACAAAAUCAACCAAUCAACGGACAAGUUGGAAAUCAGAACGGAAAUUAUUUAAAUGUCAAUGGUGGAAACGCUGGUAACCAAGGCAACCAAUGGAAUAACGCCCCACGACUUCAGGGUCAGCAGCAGCAGCAGAACCUCGUGAAACAGUUUAAUCAGAACGUGGACCAGUUUGCUCAACAGAACUUGGCAGGGGCUGCCGCACGGCCCCAGAACAACAAUAACAACAACAGGAACUUCAACAACAUUAAUAACCAACUACCAAUUAAUACAGGGGUAAUUGGAGCGCAAGUAGCAGGAAAUAACCCGAAUCUUGGAAAUGUUCCAAAUGUAGCAUCCAAUCAGAAUCAGUUUAAUGCAGGCCAGGGUGUUCAAGGUAACAACGCGCCUGGGGCACUUGGGUCAGUUGUCCAACCAGGAUCCAGCAACAUUCAGGCUCGAGUACAGAACGAGGCUCAUGUAAAUCAGCCUCAAGCUGUCGUCAAUGGUGCUCAAGGUCAGCAGGUGAACCAGCCAAACCAGUUCAAUCAACAAAAUCAAGCUAAUCAGCCGAAUCAGGUCAAUCAGUUGAAUGCAGGUAAUCAAGGUAAUCAAGCCAAUCAGCCGGCUCAGGGUAAUUCUCAGGUCAGGGAAGAGGUCAAUGUCCCUGCUGUGCAAACAGAAGCUCCACAUGUGCAGCAAGACACCGGUGCUGGUCAAGGUCAAAGUGACAGAAGAGCAGACACCAUAGCAGAGGAUGACAGACAGAGGUCAGCAAGGUUGGAACGACCGGUAGAGACCAUAAAUGACAACAACCAAAAUGGUGUCAAUGGAGAUCAAAGAGGCGUAAUCAAAAACGUGGCUGAUGGCGUUAAUCAAAACAACAACCCACAGCCUAACACCUUCAACGCCAACAAUAACGCCGGUGGAGCAGGAUAUCAAAACUUCAAUGGCGGGGGCGUCAACAUGAACGAUCAGGGCCGCAACUACCAGCAUCAGCAACGUGAAAUAGGGGGCAUCAGACUGACAUGGGACUGGAGCGACUUCGCCAUCACCUUCGACGACUAUGGCGGGGCGGAGAUGAAGGUGAGGCGCGCCCCGCACUCCACCACAGGGGAACCCUGGCCGUUACCCCAAUACUACGUCAAGAAAGAGAAGAGGGUCUAUAAACUGGACAAGGACCUGUUUACGUUCAAGGUGAUCGGAGAGACUUGUGACAUCAUUCAGGAGGCCGUCGAGAGGUACCGUACGCGGGUUCUCGAGGAUGCUGUGGAGGACAUGUACGACAAUCUACAGAACGCCCCCGGCACCAACAUCGACGACCCGGCUUUGAAGUACGACAAGGACAUGUACACGAAGGCUCACGUCAUCGCUAAAGUUGACAUCAAGAUUCGAAAGCCGUGCCAGAAGUUCCCGUCGGUAGACUCCGAUGAAUCUUAUGAUCUGGUUGUGAAGAAGGCACGAGCAUUCAUCUGGGCCAAUGAGGUUUGGGGAGCAUUGCGAGGCCUGGAGACGUUUAGUCACAUUGUUUGGCGGGGACUAGAUGGCGAGGACCCGGAUGACCGAGCCAAAAAUGCCAAUUUGUUCGUGAAGGAGACGGUGAUCAGCGACUACCCAAGGUUCCCCCAUAGGGGGAUUCUCGUCGACUCUUCCAGACAUUUCUUCUUCAAAGAGACAAUAUUUGAUAUUUUGGAUGGGAUGGAGCAGAACAAGAUGAAUGUUCUGCACUGGCACAUCAUCGACGACCAGUCCUUCCCCUACCAGAGUGAAGUCUUCCCCGAACUCAGCCGCAAGGGUGCGUUCCAUCCAACUUUUGUAUACACCCAGAAGGACAUUGCGGAAAUUAUCGACUAUGCCCGAUUCCGAGGAAUUCGAGUAAUGCCCGAGUUUGACACACCAGGACAUACCUACUCCUGGGGUCUCAGCCGACCUGACCUCUUGACCCAGUGCUACCAGGGCGGGUCUCCAGUGAAGGGCUACCUUGGGCCAAUUGACCCAACCAAGAACUCGACCUACAAGUUCCUGAGAACCCUCUUUGCCGAAGUCUUGGACACGUUCAAGGACCAGUACAUCCAUCUGGGCGGAGACGAGGUUCCACUUGGGUGUUGGCAAUCCAACCCCGACGUUGUCAACUUCGGGAUGGAGUUGUCGAAGCAGCAGCCGGAGGGUUCGCAGUCGACCUACAACGGAUACUACUCCAGUCAGUUCGACGUCAGGAAGGUCUACGAGUACUACGAGAACCGGAUCAUGAAGGACCUUCGCGAGAUCGGCAAACAUCGCAAAGAUGGCGUCAAGUUUGUCAUGUGGCAGGAAGUCAUGAACAACGACCUACAGCUUCCCAAUGACACCAUCAUUGAAGUUUGGAUGGGCGACAUGGCCGACGUAAACCGCGCCAUCUCUAUGGGCUACCAGGUUGUGUACGCCACGUGUUGGUACCUCGACCACGUGGAAUACGGCACCAAGUGGCCAAAAUACUACCAGUGUGACCCCGCUGACAACACGUUCGGUUACAUGAUAGACGAGAAGAAAGUGCUGGGAGGCGAGGCCUGCCUGUGGUCAGAAUACAUCGACAACGAAAAUAUGAUGACAACAUUGUGGCCAAGGGCUUCAGCUGUGGCAGAGAGAUUAUGGAGCGCGAAAGAUGUACGGGAUCUGGACACAGCGGGAGCAAGACUGAGUGAACACCGGUGUCGAAUGCUCAAUCGCGGACUAAGCGUUGCGCAAAUCAGCGGUCCGGAUUACUGCCUGAAGCGGGGAAUAGGGCGGAGCAGAGACAAGUAUCGCACGAACUCCACGUGCACGAGUGGGCGAUGCGUCAAGUCACGUGAUGGAACGUUCGUAGAGAUGGACGACAUAGAAGUUCGUCAGCCACACAGGCACAUGAAAGUGCCAGAGUGUCCCAAGCAGGUACCCGCCCAAGGGGGUUUGCUGAUAUUCCUGGGCACCGCCCUGAUCAUAUUGAUAGCCGUGGGCGUGGGGGUGAAGUCGACUACUGGCCGUCUGGCCCAGGCCCGGAUAUGCAAGAACAGAACUAUCCUUAUUCUAUUUAUAAGUGUACUCUUAAUAUAUUUCAUGUGUUACACGUCAAUAUGGAUGCAAGUGUUUGACUUUUCCGGAUCAUUUCACAAGAGGCAAGAUAGUGACUUGACAAACGAUAAGCACUGAUGAUCUAUAUGAGUGGUGUCAAGAUGUGCACUUUCAGACAGACAAUUCGACUGUCGUGUUCUAGAUAAGGUGGAUGUGCAGGAUGGGACGUAAUCAAAGUUGAUUUGCACAUACAGGAAGCUCGUAAUUGAUAUCAAUGUGGUGUCAUACGAAAGCGGAUCUGAUGCUUACGUGCACUGUGAUGAUGAUGAGGAGGAGGGGGAGGAGGAGGAGCAUAAUACAGUGGCGCGUGGAUUCGUGCUUGUUUACAAAUGGACUUGUGAGAGGCGACGAUUCGUUGGAGGAACUUUUAACCAAUGGGAAAUUAGCCUCGAUAUCGAGUCACAUGAUUGUCAUGUGAUCAUUCACAACUUGACUGGACCACGUUAUGAACAGGAUGAUGUUGAUUGUGAAGAUGGUGAUGAUGAUGAUUAAGAUGAUGAUGAUACAACCUACAUUUUCAAGCUGUAAUUUGUAAUUUAAAUGUGUGAAUAUUGUAGAAAUACCUUUUCAUAAAAGGUUAAUAUUGCUCCAGAUUUUCAAAAGGAUUAUUCUUCUAAUGUGAUAACGAGUGUUUGAAUUGUACAUAGACAGCAUGCUCUCAUGACAUGCACGUGCAUUCCGUGAUAUGAAUGAGUCUCACGUGCGUGUAUCAAUCAUGUCCGCAGUGUGAGUGAAUGUGACGUGCGUCCGCGUGAGUGCUGCACGUGCGAGUCUGACGCCAUACAUCUUCUCAUCGAUUGAACUGAAGUGAACUGAAGAUGUUUCCAUGGUUUAAUAGGUAAACCUUUUAUUUUUCUAUUUGCUUGCUCGGCUAUGAAAUGUGACUUGUAUAUUAACAGCGUCGCUCAUCAUUUUGAUCGUUUCCUGUACACAGGUAGCGUUAGUGUUAAAGGGUUGUCCCGACUUGAAGCAUACAAGGCAAAUGUUGGAUGUCUCCUUUUCGACUUGGCAUGGUGGUCAAAGCAGUUUCAUUAAAUCAGGUGUCCAUUGAAAAUAGACACAUGACAGUGUGUCAAGAUGUGAAUAUCUUCAAUACUUCAUAAAUGAAAAAAUCGUUCGUAGGAAAUUAAACGAGAAAGUGCUUAUCUAAGGGAGGUAACUCCACUUAACGUUAGCGUUCGCUGAUGUUGGUAUUAGCAGGUGACUCUUUUCAAAACCAACCCAGUUUGCAAGUGCUAAAUUCACUGUAAUGUACAUACAGGGCUUUAUUUAUACAUGUUUGUUUUAGAGCGGUUAGUAGUGUGAAGUUUUAUGAAUGAAAACUGAUGAGGCAUUUUAAAGUUUUAAUGAAGUCGAAUUUAACUAUGCAAGUGGAAGAAACUUACACAUGAAGACAGUGCCAGCAUUUUGUAUCUGUGGAAACCCAAAUUCCAGGAUUCUUGUCAUGUUUACCGGAUUGUGAUUCGGGUUUAAUGUCUGUUGUAGAGUCGUUUUUGUUCGUUGCCAUGCCAACGCCGCAUUCAAAAGUUCCGGCAAUAUCAGCAAAACCUUUCAUGGUGUUCAAACAUUCUAGUUCCUUCUUUUAAUUUGAGACACCAAGCAAGUCCCGUUUCAUGUGUGAAUGUUUGUAGAUAUUGAAGAACUACGAUUUGGAUAUUUUAUUUCGAUGUAUGAUUUAUUACAGAAAGUAUUUCCCUGUCCAAGAGGCAUUGAGUUCAAUUUAUCAAUCAAAUUUUAUAGUCAUCGUCAAACGAUUCUUUUUAAAUAAAUAUUUUAUGAAGCAUCGGAGGAACGUGAACGGGUUGGAUUCUGUUUGAAAUUUGUUCUGAAUUUUCUGGUCGAAUGACCUUUAUAAGAAAACAAGUUAUUAGAUUAUAGUGUAUACUUGAUGUUGCUUUGUUCUCAAAUCGUGUAGUAACCUUUGAGGAAUACUCGCGUGUUGACACACAUCUUACAGUCGUAUUAUUGAGCGUUGUUCUUAUCAGACGGAGGGGGUGCGACUUUCUGUGUCAGCUGAUAAUGAUCCUCCUGUUCUGUAAUUGUGUACUGCACCUGACGGUCAAAGUGUCCGGCCCUCAACUUUCUUUCGUUCACUCUCUCACACUCUGAAUCAUUGUUUCACCAUCAAUUGGCUACAGACCAUUACUGAAUGUAUAAAUGUAGUCUUUAAAUAUAUGAACCACGUUAUAUAACUCAAUUUUCACAUGACACUUGCUGACGAUGUUUAGGCUAUUUCAUAGGAAUGAUUCCUGAUAACCAUGACAGAUGAAAUGUGAUCACAAGCUUGCUUGUUAAUUACGUUUUUUGUUUGCUGUUGGCGUCAAUGUUAUCAAUGCUGUAUUAUUAUAAGAGAGUGAGUUACAUCUUACACCGCUUUUAGCAAUAUUCCAGCAAUAUCGCGGCUUCCAGCAAUAUCGCGGCUGGGAUCACCAGAAAUGGGUUUCACGCAUUGUACCCAUUGGGGAAUCGAACCCGGGACUUUGGCGUGACUAGCGAACGCUUUAACCACUUGGCUACCCCACCGCCGAUAUUAUUAUGAACACAUCGGCGCAAUAGCCAGUGCGUGAUUCUUAGGUAAUGUUAUAUGUACCGGAAAUCUGUACUUUACUUGGUGUGUAAGGGAACCAAUCCCAACCAGAGGGAUCUUAGUAUUACUUCUGCCGCGAUUAAAAUAUCUGUGCGCUGGGACUUUGUCGUUACUAUGUAACCACAGCAUGAUUUGAUUGAUAAACUGGUACAGCUGUUGUAAUGCGCGGUCGCAUAGGUGUCAGUAGACGGGAGCCCAGUAUAAACGGUGAUCCGUUCUUCACCCUCUUUUUAGAAACUGAUUGACUGUGUUCAUUAUUUGGAAUGUAUAUACUUGUAAUAUAUAAGGAAUCCGAUAUAUGAACAUUUUCUUGCAUUGGGAGACUGUAUGAUUUAUUUAGAUGUGUGUCUGUAUGUUCGUAUGUAUAAUCAAUGAUUGCAUUGUUUCGCCGAUCAUUUACCGACAUAAUAAUUUGUGAAAUUAGUGUAAUAUCUUAUUCUUAAAAUGUAAGAACAUCAGAAGGAGCUUUUUUAACAAAGCUCAUUCUCAGUGUAUAUAGGUCACUCAACCUAUUAUGGUUGCCGCCAUCUUGCUUAACGUAGAUCUAUCAAAUAGCAGUGGGAAAUCUCCGACAUUUCACGAAGGCACCCGAGUUGAGAAGUCAUUUUGCCUUCCUUCAGUGUCAAGAGGGUCUUUCUCAGUCAUUCAAACAUUCUUUCGUGGACAUACCUGUAAGCCUACCAGUAGAAAAAUACUCUUACCAUAACUUGUACUCGUCCGGCAAGGUGAUCCCUUAAGACACCAAUCGAUUUUUCUCCUACUCCGAAAUGACUCCGAACUAUUUAAAAAAGUUCACAUUCGUCACCACUCGCGCCUUUCCGUAACCUGCAAUUAGUCAUUCGUCUUGUUCCGGGAUGACGCGAGGGAUCACGAAUGUUGGAUACAGUUUUAGAAGAUGUUUUGUGUGUUCUUUUCAGAAAGUGGACUAAAACAAGAUUCAAUGCCAAAUAUGGAAAUUAAUAUGUCAUAAUAUUUUCUAAUUGUUUGCAUUUAGGCUCCGGUGUGUCGAAAACAUCGGUACCGUACGGGUUUCUACAUUUUUUUUCUAUUUAUCUGCUGUGUAUCUGAUCAUACCGUUAGUUAUUUAACUAUGUCUGUCUUUAGUGGCUGGUGCCUUCUAGCUUUCUGUAGGCACCUGUGGUCGCUCUUUGCUUCAUUCAGCGAGACUGGCAUUUCACAACUUCACGAGUCCAUACGAAUUCUCUCUGCAUUUUACAUAUAUCUUGUUUUAUUCAGUUUCAAAAUCAUGAAUAAAAUGUCUCAACCAUUA
Molecule: messenger RNA, 7576 nt
Organism: Haliotis rufescens (red abalone)
Lineage: Eukaryota; Metazoa; Mollusca; Gastropoda; Lepetellida; Haliotidae
Exons: 15
Coding region: 597-3797 (1066 amino acids)
Biological process (GO): glycosaminoglycan metabolic process; carbohydrate metabolic process; ganglioside catabolic process
Cellular component (GO): membrane
Molecular function (GO): beta-N-acetylhexosaminidase activity
Source: RefSeq, a predicted model, not a curated record